Molecule: messenger RNA, 2101 nt
Organism: Andrographis paniculata
Lineage: Eukaryota; Viridiplantae; Streptophyta; Magnoliopsida; Lamiales; Acanthaceae
Exons: 8
Coding region: 157-1911 (584 amino acids)
Source: RefSeq, a predicted model, not a curated record
ACGAUUAAAACAAAAAUCUUCUUUCCCGAGACGCCGGGUUCACUCUGGGGCAUUUCUUCCAUCCAUCGCCGCCGUCUCCCUCCACCUCCACCGCUUCUCGAUUUCCAUAAACUCAUUCUUCAAUCUCCUCCCUUCUAUCUUCCUCCCGAAUUUCUAAUGGAUCGCGAUUUUUCUCCUGCCGCUGCUGGUCCCUCCCUCGACGCUAUUUCGGACAGCUUGAAGAAUCAAUCUUUGGAGGAUGACAAUCGUAAUGAGGACAGUAACAGUCAAAAUAGGGUCAAUUUGAAGCUGGAAGAACUGAAAUGGGAUCACUCCUUUGUUCGAGAGCUUCCCGGCGAUCCAAUUACCGAUUUAACUCCACGAGAGGUAUUACACGCCUGCUAUACAACAGUUUUUCCGUCUGCAGAGGUUGAUAACCCUCAACUUGUGGCUUGGUCGGAGUCAGUUGCAGAGUUACUUGAUUUAGAUCCUCGAGAAUUCGAAAGGCCUGACCUUGCACAAAUAUUCUCUGGAGCUUCUCCUCUUGUUGGAAUAAUGCCUUAUGCUCAAUGCUAUGGAGGACAUCAGUUUGGAAUGUGGGCUGGGCAAUUGGGUGAUGGUCGAGCUAUUACGCUUGGAGAGAUUCUCAAUUCCAAGUCUGAGAGAUGGGAGUUGCAGCUUAAGGGUGCUGGGAGGACUCCAUACAGCCGAUUUGCUGAUGGUCUUGCAGUAUUGCGCAGUAGCAUCCGGGAAUUCCUCUGCAGUGAGGCAAUGCACAAUCUUGGAAUCCCAACAACUCGAGCAUUGUGUCUGGUGACAACUGGAAAAUAUGUUACCCGAGACAUGUUUUAUGAUGGGAAUCCAAAGGAUGAGCCCGGUGCAAUUGUUUGCAGAGUAGCUCAAUCCUUUCUUCGAUUUGGUUCAUACCAAAUACAUGCGACUAGAGAUGAUUUUGAUCUUGUUCACAAACUGGCCGACUAUUGCAUCAGACAUCACUUUCCCCAUUUAGAGAACCUGAGCAAAAGUGACACUCUGUCAUUUACCACUGGUGAAGGAGAUGAUUCAGUUGUGGAUUUAACUUCAAACAAGUAUGCCGCUUGGGCGGUCGAAGUUGCCGAGCUUACAGCCUCCUUAGUUGCCAAGUGGCAAGCAAUUGGAUUCACCCACGGAGUGUUGAAUACGGAUAACAUGAGCGUACUGGGACUUACCAUCGAUUAUGGUCCUUUUGGCUUCUUAGAUGCUUUUGAUCCGAGUUAUACCCCAAAUAUCACCGAUCUUCCUGGUAGACGGUACUGCUUUGCAAACCAACCCGACAUUGGCUCAUGGAACAUCGCUCAGUUUGCCACGACUCUCUCCUCUGCCCAGUUGAUUAACAAGAAGGAAACCGAUUAUAUUAUAGAGAGGUAUGGAACGAAGUUUAUGGAUGAGUAUCAAGCUUUAGUGACCAAGAAACUCGGUCUCCCCAAGUACAACAAGCAACUCAUCAGUGAUCUCCUGAAAAAUAUGGCGGUCGAUAAAGUUGACUAUACAAACUUCUUUCGUUUGCUUUCAAAUGUUAAAUCUGAUCCUGCCAUUCCAGAAGAGUCGCUUUUGGUUCCUCUGAAGGCCGUUCUGUUGGACAUUGGCAAAGAACGUCGCGAUGCUUGGACCUCCUGGGUGAAAUCUUACAUACAAGAGCUUGCUGAGAGUGACUUAUCCGACGAGGAGAGGAAAACAUCGAUGAACUCAGUGAAUCCCAAGUACAUACUUAGAAACUAUCUAUGUCAAAGCGCCAUCGACGCAGCAGAACUCGGAGACUUUGAAGAAGUUCGUCGCCUGCUAAAAGUCAUGGAACGGCCAUACGACGAUCAGCCUGGAAUGGAAAAAUAUGCUCGCUUACCGCCGGCUUGGGCUUAUCGUCCCGGAGUCAGCAUGCUCUCCUGCUCCUCUUAACUCUUAUGCAUCCCUCUCUCUAAUCACUGAAGAGACGAGCACACAAUGUAGAUACAAAUAGCAGCAGCAUUCAUUGUGUUUUUGCUCUGUAAUGUUUUAAAAGCUGUAGCCUUUACCACCUUCACAUAUUUGUUCGUUCUGUUAUAUGCACAUUUGGCUAUGAGAGAAAUCUAUUUAUAUGUUUCAGAAA